AUGGUAAAGAUCAAGUUGCCUGAUUUAGAGAGCGAUGAAGACGUAGAUCUGAUAGGAACCUCGAUCAACAAAGCUGCAACAUCAAUCUCUGACGAAGAGACCGAGGAGCAGCUGGCCAAACCGUUAAAGUUCAAGUUGAAAAGAAACAAACAGGUACCACUAGUAGAGGAAUAUACCAAUGAUGAUGAUUACUCCACGUUGUUUGAGCAACCCGCCGGAACAAAACCCCGUAAUACAAAGGAAACGAUUAACGUAUUGAAUUUAGAAGAUUUAGAAGGUUCAGAGGAAGAACAAAAUGAACCACCUAAGUACACCAAGAAAGUACAAAACCGCAGCCAGCUAGUUUCAGAGAAGAAAGUUAACGAAAAGACGUACGUGAAGUUGCUCAGCAAUCAGGAUAAAGACGAUUUACGUGAAUUGGGAAUAACCGCCCAGGCUGAUAUUUACGCUGAAGAAGACGAUCAACUAUUGAUGGAUAACUCACUGCAAGACGAACGGUUAGCAUUGGGAGACAAAGAAAAACAGCUGAUGCAACAACGGAAACGUAAAGAGAUUGAACAAUUGAUAAGUUUGCAUGAUGAAGAGACCGUUUUACCACAGGAAAUACAAGAACUUGAUAAAAUAAGCGGUCAAAAGACAGUUCUUCUACCCAGAUUGCAACCCGAGCAAAAAUGGGAAGAUAUAUAUCAAGAGUUGAGCGAAUACGCUGCUUCUCAACGUGACAGAGACACUCUAAGCUCCAAGAGAAUCGAAAUAUUAUCACAGCAAUUGCAAGAUUUGACGUUGAAGAAGGAAACCUUUCUAGAAGAGAUGAAACAGAUAGCAUCGUCACAUAACAACAAACAUCCCACGUGA
Messenger RNA from Kluyveromyces lactis, 855 nucleotides. RefSeq names its product Ntr2p (gene NTR2). The coding region runs from base 1 to 855 and encodes 284 amino acids. Gene Ontology annotation, cellular component: U2-type post-mRNA release spliceosomal complex. The record is from RefSeq and is a predicted model, not a curated record. Lineage: Eukaryota; Fungi; Ascomycota; Saccharomycetes; Saccharomycetales; Saccharomycetaceae. Gene Ontology annotation, biological process: spliceosomal complex disassembly. The transcript has a single exon.